CAAACCGCCAGCAGAUUGUAGCAGGGAAGCAAGCGUUGGGCAUCAGUCAGUUGGGACGCGUUAGUUCGGUGUCGUGAAUGCAAGCUUCCACACGUCAACACGGUGCGUUACAACUUCAGGAUGACUUUAACACUGCAGGUGGCAGUGCCGGCGCUGCUGUUCUUCGCUUCCACCGUGUACGGACUUAGCAUUGUUCGUGAUCAGGACACGAUUGAGCAGCUGUUCAAUGUGAACGACAUCGAUCAAACGCUCGUCGAGGAAGAUCAUGGAGUGGCUGGCGUGGCCAUCCCGAAAGUGCAUCGGUUGAACUUUGCCGAACGGAAGCAGCAACGGCAGAGCAAACAUCUCGAUCUAAAUGAGCUGGAGCGUAAAAGACGAGCAACUGAAGGAAAUGGCGGAAAAUCAUCCACCAAGGGCAAGGAAUGUCGCACACGGGCCGGUGAGAAGGGACACUGCACGCGCUACCAAAGCUGCAAGGGUCCGGAGCUGAAGGACAACGUGUGGUCCGUUCUGCAGCAUCUGUGCAUUGUCGAGGGCAUCAGUGUCGGUAUCUGCUGCCCCGAUGUGGUGCAAGAUGGGAAUGGGCCCGAGUUUUCCGUCCGUCUGCCAGCCACGGCCGACUCGUACGAUGACGUCGACGGGCUGGGCGAUGGACCGACGGCCCGUGAUGCCACCGUGCGGCCGGAAGAGCGUGGCUGCGGUCUAUCCACCAAGCAGCUGUCCAAGAUUGCUGGCGGUCGUCCGGCCGAUUCCAACGAGUGGCCCUGGAUGGUAGCGCUCGUCAGUUCACGUGCGUCCUUCUGUGGCGGUGUGCUCAUCACGGACCGGCACGUCCUCACCGCGGCGCACUGUGUGAUGAACCUGAAGCUGACGCAGUUCGUGGUGCGGCUCGGCGAGUACGACUUCAAGCAGUUCAACGAAACGCGCUACCGAGACUUUCGGGUGGCGGAAAUUCGGGCCCACGCAGACUUCGAUCAGAUCAGCUACGAGAACGAUAUCGCGAUGCUGAAGCUGAUACAGCCGUCCUUCUUCAACUCGUACAUCUGGCCAAUCUGUAUGCCACCGCUCGAUGACGCGUGGACUGGGUAUCAGGCGGUCGUGACCGGGUGGGGCACACAGUUCUUCGGCGGACCGCAUUCGCCUGUGCUGAUGGAGGUGAGGAUACCGAUCUGGUCGAACCAGGAGUGUCAGGAGGUGUACGUGAACCGGAUCUACAACACGACGCUGUGUGCGGGCGAGUACGACGGUGGUAAGGAUUCGUGCCAGGGCGACAGUGGUGGACCGCUGAUGAUACAGCUGCCCAACCGGCGCUGGGCGGUGGUGGGAAUCGUGUCGUGGGGCAUACGCUGCGGGGAAGCGAACCAUCCCGGUAUCUACACGCGCGUCAGCUCCUACGUGCGGUGGAUCAUUGAAAAUGCAGUGUUCUAGAAGGAAGGCGAGCAGCCGCUGAUGCAUUUGCACUUGGGGCUUUUUGAGUGGCUGUUUGACGAGAGAAUG
Molecule: messenger RNA, 1497 nt
Organism: Anopheles coluzzii
Lineage: Eukaryota; Metazoa; Arthropoda; Insecta; Diptera; Culicidae
Product: venom protease-like
Exons: 2
Coding region: 121-1428 (435 amino acids)
Biological process (GO): proteolysis
Molecular function (GO): serine-type endopeptidase activity
Source: RefSeq, a predicted model, not a curated record